Messenger RNA from Peronospora matthiolae, 378 nucleotides. The record is from the annotation of a GenBank genome assembly. NCBI's taxonomy places the organism in Eukaryota, Oomycota, Peronosporomycetes, Peronosporales, Peronosporaceae.
AUGGUAGAGUUUGCCAUUAACAACUCGGUGCAUGCGUCCAAGACACAUACCCCGUUUUACGUGAAUGGCUUGCGCCAUCCGCGUGUACCCACCCUACUCGAAUGUAACUCUGGUUUGAGGGGGGGGGAGACUCGCGCGAGCAAAAACCAAUUUGGUUCACGCUCAUCACGCUCUGACGAAGAGGUCAUUGCGUUUGAUGCCGAUAUCGAUAACAUCGAUAUCGAAGAAUAUGAUGCCAGUGAGAGUGCGGAAGCCCUCACUGAAGAAGAUGAUGCCAGUGAGAGUGCGGAAGCCCUCACUGAAGAAGAUGAUGCCAGUGAGAGUGCGGAAGCCCUCACUGAAGAAAAGAUGAGUUCAUACUGGCUCGUGAAACGGUAG